AGAUGAAGAGGGAGGGGCAGCUCAGACAACCAAAAGGAAACCACAUGUAAGAUUUUCGAUCAUACCUGUACAAACCUCUGGAUUCAACAGGAGGACAGAGUGAGAGACCACCGGAUAUAGAAGAAACAGUCUCACGGAGUUAGAAAUAGGUUUGAAUUCCCAGAACCCACCAAGCUGCUCCACCGGACUAAGAUAGUUGGCGGCUAGAAGAAACAUACCACUGAAACACAAAGAUCUGAAACGUGACGAGUGCUCUUACACAACAUGUGCACACUUUAGCCAGUAGUGCCUCAUUCCAGUGUGAAACUGCUGAUUAGAGCCAUGCCAUUGUCACGAAGCUUCCUGUCUGAAGAGCAGCUGCUGUGCUCCAUCUGCUUAGACGUGUUUGACAAUCCGGUGUCCACGCCAUGCGGCCACAGCUUCUGCAUGACCUGCAUCAGCCACUACUGGGACGCAGUGAAGCACUGCCAGUGCCCUCUCUGCAAACAGACCUUCAAGAGAAAGCCCGAUCUCCACAUUAAUCGAACUCUCCGUGAGAUCACUGAACAGUUCAAGCGCAUGAAGGAAAACCCGGGGGCCUCUGGUGGGGAGGGGACAGGUAGAGAUUCGGAGCAAGGUGUAAAACAAGACUCAAUGGAUGGGAAACUUCCAGGUUAUCUUAUGGAUGAAAUGAAGCGGAGACUCACACGGCACAGGGCUCACAGCAAUUCAGUGGCCUCUCAGCACGAAUCGGGGUCCGAACAAACCGUUACACCAAACACUGAUAGUACUAGUGACACCCAGCUGCCUGUUUUUUGCAGACAGCUGUCCCAGCGAAGGUAUACCCUGAGUGGGGCUGCAGAUGCCAUGAAAGUGCCCCUUUGUCCAAAACAUCAUCGUAACCUGGAGCUGUUCUGUCGAUCUGAUCUGGAAUGUAUUUGUGUUGAGUGUGGACAGACGGAACACCAGUCACAUGACAUCACAUGUGCCGAGAAAGAGUGGCAGAGUCAUAAGAUGAAGAUUGGUAUCACAGAGACCGAGAUACAGGAGAUGACCAAAGAGAGGAUGCAGAAAGUGGAGGAGAUCAAACAAUCGCUGGUUGGUGUCAAAAUGUUGUCAGAGCAUGAGGUACAGCGCAGCAUGCAGCUGUUUGGAGCUUUGAUAAGCUCUCUCGAGCGCAGUCAGGCGGGGCUGCUGGAAAUGACUGAGAUAAACCGCUGCUCAGCAGAGCAUCAGGCUGAGCUCAUGAUCAGAGAGCUGGAGCAGGAGAUCACCGAGCUGAGGAGGAGAAGCACAGCGCUGGCUAAACUGGCCCGGACUGAAAAUUACAUCACUGGACUGAAGGGCUACUCUGAGGUCAGCACUCCCAUGUCAAUGAAAGACUGGACGGGUGUCUCGCUGACCUGUGACCUUGGGACUAAAACAAUUUACACCUCUGUCUGUCAGCUACUGGAACAGUUUAAGGAGGAGCUUCAGAAAGUACCUGCAGUCUGCCUGUCUGUAUCCGCUAACCAAUCACCGGUAAAGUCACACCCAAAAGUCAAGAGAAUACAGGAAUAUGCAGUGAAUGUGACCCUGGACUCCAACACAGCUCAUCCACGUCUCUUCCUAUCAGAAGACAAGAAGAAGGUGUGGUGUGGUGAAAGGCACCAGCAUGCUCCCAACAACCGUGAGCGCUUCGACCGUGUAGUCUGUGUCCUCGGCUGCGAGGGAUUCACCAGUGGCCGACACUACUGGGAGGUGGAGGUGGGUGGAAAGACUGACUGGGACCUGGGAGUGGCGAGUCACUCCUGCAACAGGAAGGGUAAGAUCACAGUCAGCCCCAGCAACGGCUACUGGUUUCUUAGCUUGCGGGACAAGAACAACUAUGCCUUCAGGACUGAGCCUUCCACGGUCCUACCCCUCAGCCAGAAACCCCAGAAGAUAGGGCUGUUUGUAGAUUACGACAAAGGCCAAGUGUCCUUUUAUAAUGUGGAUGCAAAGACACACAUCUAUACAUUUAUGGACAACUUCUCUGAGACUAUUUAUCCGUUCUUCAGUCCCUGUACCAACAAAACAGGGAAAAAUGACGCUCCGCUGGUGAUCACACCUGUCCUGCUGGACUGAAGAGUGACAUUUUUUUUUGUCUUGCACAGUAAAUGAUUUGUUUGCUGCCACAUUGGCACUAAAUUUUCAUGUAUAACACAAAGAGCACUUCCACUAGGAUGACCACACAUCCUGUUUUUCCAUGUUUUGCUACUGUUUUUAUAUUGACAUGAUCUCUACAGUGCUCAUACAUUAUAUUUAUGUGAAUUUGCAUUGCUUUGUCCGUUCUCUGUAGAUCCCAACAAUUAGUGGAUUAUGUACUUAUGUGCAAUGCUUGCCUGCUAAUGGUAAAACUACUUUUCAGUCAUUAUCUUCAGCAAAUAUGAAGACAAAAAAACAGAGCCAAAUCGCAGACAUUUUAGGCAAUUUAGAAAUCCCGCCAGGACAUGUCUGGGAAAAAGAGGACGAAUGGUAACACUACUUUCACUACUAAAAGUCUUUUUAUACAAAACAAAUAUGCAAAUUUUACUUGUUAUAUUAACAAAACACCAGGAGCCUUUAAUUAAUCAUCUCUUCAGGAUGGAAAGACUAAAAUAAUACAAUAUAUUUUUCUUAAACAAGACUGCACUGCAAUCCAUUAUGUAUGCCAACAAAUAGUCAUUACUUUUCAGGUAUUAAUCCUUUAAUACAACAUGAACAUUAGUAAAUUCAUGUUGUUUCAUUUAUAAAUUAGCUUCAUUCACUGUUGCAGGCCUAUACAGUUCAUUUGGCCUAGUUUCUCACACACUGCACUUCAAACUUUCUGUUAAGAUGAGUGUACUUGAACACAAUGAAAUAAACAUUACAGUGUCAGAUGGCAAGUUACUGCAGGUAAUUUCUCUCUUUAUAACAUCCCACCCUUUCUCUCUCUUUCACAUACCUUAGUACCGAGACUGGGCCUUAUUUCCAAACAUCAGAGUGAGACUAUAUACAGCUUAGACUUACAUAAUACAGUACAACUACUUUGUGUUUGUUAAUGGCACCGUAAUCAACACUAACUGUUUUUACAUUGUUGUUUUUGCCGCUCUAGGUAACUCCCAAAUCAAAUCCUAACGGUAUUUUCUCUCUCCGUACAUCGUUCGUGUUGUAGCAUGUCAAAAAGUAACUGUCAGAGAGAAAAUACCCGAGGGUUGACUGGAUUCGGCGAGGCUGCGUUUCCUCAACGCGCCGCCAGGUGGCGGACCUACUGAUUUUAUAACUGCACUUUUUGCUAACGUUUCCUAAAGCAAACACGUGCUUACAUUCGCCAUCUAUCCAAAGGCCCUUUAGUGGCAUAUAAAACUACAUAAAGUAAACUCACUCUAUGCUAACCAAUAGAUGCCACUGCCAAUCUGUUAAACUGAUCCAUAUGAAACAAACAAGGGAGACCAGGGAUAGUUGUCACACAUCGAAGUUGUCACAACAGCAGUUUCUCAGUAUCUAUUGUUUUGUAUUGUAUAAUCGUUUUACUGUUUCAAUUUGGCUAAUGGGAUACUUAAUGACAGUUUCCCUUGUGAUAGCAUGCCCCACUAAAUGCAUGUUGUCACAAAAGGUCAUAGUGUGUUCGAUAAACUUUAUUUUUUUCUUAUAGGCAUCACUAAAGGUAAAGUUCAAUAGUUUUUGUGUUGCCAAGACUUUAAGGUAUGUGCCUAUUCAGAAAUUUGCUUCUAAAAGUAAACAUAAUUAGAAUUAUUCACUAAUCUUGUGACAUCUAGUCCUGUCUUCCUAAAUGCUUUAACUCAUCAUGCAUUUACGAUUUUACAAAUUUCUUUUUUGUUUCACUGUUUAAAAAUAAAAAAACAAUAAAACUGUAAAAAAAACUAAACAGGUACAGAGCAGGUAAAACACCUGUGAAAAAUCAAUACAGAAAAUUCCUACUAACACAGUUCAUUGCGACCUGUUUUUACUUACUUUUUUUUUGGAAUAUUGUUUUUAAUUGUAUUUAAUAAAUCCAUUUUGUUUUCCUGUUUUCUGGCACCAGCUAUUUCUGUGUUUUAAUGUUAUGUUUGCUAUUUCUGCUUUUAAAACAUGACUAAAUCUAACAUCUGAAAUCAGUGCAAAAGCAACUUAUGUAGCAUCUGUAAAUAUGUCAUUUGAAUGCAAUAAAUUGCUUAAAUAAAUGUGCAUGAAAUGGGCAUUUAAAGUCUACUAUAAUGAAAAUUAAUAAAAAUAUGAAUGACGGUCAGAAAUUAACCAGAGCUGGAGCAAAAAAUACCCUAAAUAUUUAAAAUAGUGGCAAAAAUGCCUUGUGGUGAAUUCCUUUAUUGUUUUUAUUUUGAAUACUUGAUUUAUUUGACUGAUAUUCUGUUGUAGGUCAAUAUUCAGCAAAGUUGAAAUGUCUCUGUAGAUACUGUGCUAAACUACAGUAGCUUUCAGGUGCUUGUAUUUGCUGCCUCAGAAGUGUAAGUUGUUGAAUGUGUAGCUAAACAAGUAUGCUUUCAUUAAAAUCAUUACAUUAAAGCUCUGAACGUACAGACAAUGCAAACUGUGAGCAUACA
This is a messenger RNA of Labeo rohita (rohu), 4520 nucleotides long. Its product is annotated as zinc finger protein RFP. Gene Ontology annotation, molecular function: zinc ion binding; protein binding. The transcript is spliced from 9 exons. The coding region runs from base 322 to 2085 and encodes 587 amino acids. NCBI's taxonomy places the organism in Eukaryota, Metazoa, Chordata, Actinopteri, Cypriniformes, Cyprinidae. The record is from RefSeq and is a predicted model, not a curated record.